Molecule: messenger RNA, 3036 nt
Organism: Knipowitschia caucasica
Lineage: Eukaryota; Metazoa; Chordata; Actinopteri; Gobiiformes; Gobiidae
Source: the annotation of a GenBank genome assembly
AUGGCGGACGAAGAGCACCGUCUGAGAGCGGCCUUUACAGGCGCCUCGUCUCCGGGCGAACCGGCCGCGAAAAGAUCCAAAAUACAUCCUGUGACCAACCAUGGCUCUAAGUUAUCAGGAACGGACCAUUUCGCCACCGUCUCCGGGGACACGGAGAGGUGGGAGCUGGAGGUAAAGUGCGCGCAGCCCGCGGAAAAGGACUCGAAGCCGGUGAUGGCGGUGGAGCAGGCCGCAGAGCAGGGCGCAGACAACAAUGGACUGGAGCUCAGCUUCAGAGCAGAGACAAGACUACAGCAACGAGACGAGCUGAGACUGGACUGCAGAGCAGCCGACAGACUACAGGACAGUGACGGGAUGGAUGAGCCCGAGGACGACUCUGAUCUGACGGGACCAUAUGAUUUUCCCUCAAAUGGCUUGGCUGUCACUCCUGAGAACAUCACUGAGGAGGACGACAGGUCUUCACACGCCAGCUCCAGUGACUGGACUCCACAGCCACAAAUAGGUCCCUACAGUUUGCUCCAGCAACACAUCCGGGAGACUGAUCCUCGGGCCAUUCUGAGAGACUUGCUGCCAGAGACCAUCCUUCCUCCAGAUCUGGACGACAUGACACUGUGGCAGAUAAUUAUCAACAUCUCAGAGCCACCCAAGAGGAAGAAGAGGAAAGACAUCAACACUAUGGAAGAUGUGGUGCGGCUACUCCACGAGAGUAAAAGAAUCCUGGUGUUGACUGGUGCUGGGGUCUCUGUUUCUUGUGGGAUACCCGACUUCCGUUCCAGAGAUGGUAUCUAUGCACGGCUCGCUGUAGACUUCCCUGAUCUUCCAGACCCUCAGUCCAUGUUUGAUAUCGAGUACUUCAGACGGGACCCAAGGCCCUUUUUUAAGUUUGCAAAGGAGAUUUACCCCGGUCAGUUCCAGCCAUCACCCUGUCAUAAAUUUAUUUCGAUGUUGGAUAAACAGGGAAAACUUCUGCGCAACUACACACAAAACAUAGACACAUUAGAGCAAGUUGCUGGAGUCCAAAGAAUUAUUCAGUGUCACGGUUCAUUUGCAACCGCAUCCUGUCUUGUCUGUAAAUAUAAACUCGACUGUGAGGCUGUAAGAGAGGACAUCUUUAACCAGGUUGUUCCCCAUUGUCCCCGCUGUCCAGAUAUUCCCCUGGCCAUUAUGAAACCAGAUAUUGUGUUUUUUGGAGAGAAUCUUCCAGAAAUGUUCCACCGAGCCAUGAAGCAGGACAAAGACGAAGUGGAUCUCUUGAUAGUCAUCGGCUCAUCGCUCAAAGUUCGACCGGUUGCCCUCAUUCCGAACUCCAUCCCUCAUGAAGUGCCUCAGGUGUUGAUCAACAGGGAGCAGCUUCCUCAUCUGAAUUUUGAUGUGGAGCUUCUGGGAGACUGUGAUGUCAUUAUCAACGAGCUCUGCCAUCGUUUGGCAGGAGACUUUGAGCAGCUCUGUUUCAGUACUAAUAGACUUAGCGAAAUCACAGAGAAACCGCCGCGGUUACCAGAGCAGCCACCAAACGAGGCCUUGUCUGAAUCUGGAGAUGCAGCACAAGAGGAGAAGCACAGUACGGACUCAGUUUCCAAGUCUUUGGAGGAGAAACACAGUCCAGAAACAAACGACCCAACACAGACUUCUGGUAACAGCACUGCACCACCACAAGAGCCUUGUCCCACUGAAGACACCACACCCUCAGAGCAGCCCGCUCCAGAACUAAUGGAUGAGGCGGCUGACAUGAGAAGCUCCAGCCUGGAGUUCAGACGGAGAUGUUGGAUGAGUCGACUCAAUAGAAGCCCCAUCAGCAAACGCCUUGAGACGGGACAGUACCUUUUCCUUUCUCCAAAUCACUACAUCUUCCAUGGAGCUGAAGUAUACUCUGACUCGGAUGAGGAGUCCAGUUCCUGUGACAGCGACAGUGAGGAGUCUGAGGGCAGCGCAGAGGGGGCAGAAGACAGCGAUGCGGACGACAGCAGCACAUUAGCCGCUGAAGGGGAGAGGGACGGCUGCGCAUUCGCCACUGAAGGGGAGAGAAACAACAUUAGAGACACGGAACUGCACACUUUAGCCAAUGCCAUGCCACCCACACAGACUGACAUCUACGGGGCACCGCAGAGGGAAGGUCCGCUGUCGCACUGCGGGAUCCAAGUUUAUGGACUCGGAUUCAGGCAGCGCGAAAGCAGCGAGCUGAGCGAGGAGUGCUCCGCCGCUGCCCCAGCUCCUGCCCCAGCUCCUGCCCCAGCUCCUGCCCCAGCUCCUGCCCCAGCUCCUGCCCCAGCUCCUGCCCCAGCUCCUGCCCCAGCUCCUGCAGACGGGAAAUUCAGCCUCGACUGUGCCUCGAAGUUCAUCAUGAACUCCAUGGCCAUAGAAGAUUACCAGAAGAACCACUGGCCAAACCUGGAGAAGGCAAUUGACCGCCUCCUAAUCCAGAACUCAACAGAUCACAUCUCUGUGUCAUAUGCACAAAUUUAUAGUUAUGUCUACAAGUGUGUGUGUCAGCAGCAUUCAGAGCUGCUUUACCGAGAUUUGACAGCUAAAAUAUCCAGUCACCUGCACCAGGUUUCAACACAGUUAUAUACCAGUACACCUUUGACUUUUAUCGAGGACUUUGACAAAGUGUUGUCUCAAUACAUAACAUCCCUUCAGUGCAUAGUUCCUGUGUUUAUGUACCUGAAUAAGUUUUACAUUGAGUCAAAGCUCAAUAGGGAUUUAAAAGAAGAUUUGAUGAAGCUGUUUGCUGAACAUGUUGCUGAGAAACAUAUCAACACACUGAUGCCUCUACUUAUCAAAGCUCACGCCAUGCCUUUCCAAGUGCAGCCUUCAACGAUGGCUAGUGUGGUUAAAGGACUUUACAGCCUCCGAUCCGAUUGGGCUCAGUUGGCCCCAGCUCUUUUCUCUGGGUUCAUUCCUCAAAUCCACCCUCCUGCUGAAGAGUCCCUCCUCUUGGACUACGCUGCUGACGAUCAGAAACUGCAGAUGGAGUUGUCUAUGAAUGGAUUCCCACGUGGUGACCAGUCCCGGAAACGAGCCAGUGAAGAUUCUUGA